AUGAAAAUAAAACAUAUUUAUUUAAUUAUAUUUUUUAUAUUUAUAUUUGAUAAUUAUGUUGAAUGUAAAAAACUGUAUAUGUUGAAACAUUACGAGAACGAGGAUUGCACAGGGACGAUAUACCUAUACCAAGUUUUAUUGACUGUAAAAGAGUAUCAAUUUCAACUACCUACCAUCGAAGACUAUUACAAACUAACCUGUAUGGGUGGGGAAUUGGAUGAAAUAAACAAUAACAACUCUUCAAACUAUGCAUGUUAUGUGGAAGGCUUUAUUAGAUGCUUAAAAGAUCCUGAUAACUGUAGAGAAUAUUAUGAAAUAAAUAAAUGUAAUAAAGGAAAAAAACUUGUUGUAGAAACGUUGGAUUAUUUAGAAAAAGAUUAUUGUACAUGUACUGAAACAAUUAGAACCCAUAAUUUUAUUGAUGAACAAAUAAUAUGGGAAGGUGUUCAAAUUAUUAGAAGAAAUUAUUGUCAUCUCGGAUUUACAUUGGAUUGUAAUUAUUUCAAAUUUGAACUUACUGAAUGUGAAACUGGUAAAUCACUCUUCUUGACAAAUGGUUCGCAAAAAUAUUUAGAAACGUCCAUUCUUAAUCCAAAUGUUAUGGUAACCUAUAGACCCAAUGACCCUGACUACUAUAAAAAUACAUUAAUGACACAUAAACAACCAGAACUAAAAAUUUUAACAAGAGGAAUGCUUACUGAUGAUCAGUUAAUGUAUGUGCGUAAUCCUAGUGCUGGUAUAUAA
Messenger RNA from Dictyostelium purpureum, 744 nucleotides. RefSeq lists its product as uncharacterized. The transcript is spliced from 2 exons. Lineage: Eukaryota; Evosea; Eumycetozoa; Dictyosteliales; Dictyosteliaceae. The record is from RefSeq and is a predicted model, not a curated record. The coding region runs from base 1 to 744 and encodes 247 amino acids.